AUGUGCCGUCGGUGCGUCGUCUGCGGAAAGUAUGCCGCCGAUAAUGAUUGCGAGUUUUAUCACUAUCCGAAGAACAAGAGGGAGGCGCUAAUCUGGCAACGGAGCAUGGGUGCCUUUGAGACAUGCGUGGACACAAUACAGGAGCAAUGCUGUGUGUGCAUCAAGCACAUACCACAGUUUGUGGAACUUGCACAGAAGCAGGCGGCUCUGAUGACGGCGAAGAGCGCGGAUCAGAUGAACCGUCCAUCACUUAGUGUUCUCCUUCUGCCGGGGGCAACGCUACCUCCAUAUUGUGGUAAGUCGGAGGAAACGAAGAGCAAGGAAUCCAAGGACCAGGAAGAUGACAAGUUAGAUGAGGAUAUCAUUGUGAAAGAGUUCAGGGUGAAGGAUUGUGGUGCCAAUUUUCCGGAUAUAGAUGAAACGGAAGUUACGGUGCUGCGAACACCUGUGCAGAAUGACGAGGAGCUGAUGAAGAAUAUGCAGAGCAACAAAGAGAGCGGUGAACAGUGUGGAGACAGCGGAAAUAUGACCGACUGCACAGACGUCUUACUCCUUAGCCGAAGUCAAAAGAAUUUUGAGGAUGCACGUACUUCAUGCCAAUGCGAUCUAAGCCCAAAGAUAUGUCCGUCAGCAAACAGUUGUCCUUCUCAUCCAGAGAUAAACUACGAUUUUGAUCAGCCUCGCGUCGGUUGUGAGUGUGAGCGAAAAAUUCGAAAUGAGAUGAACGAAAUAAUUAAACAUCAACAGAAACGCAUUUGUGAGCUGGAAUACCAACUUUGUCGGCAAAACGAUUGGCAUUUCUCAAUGCAACAAAAACUGAAUGAGCUUUAUUCGGAAUUCGGACGCCUGGAACCGCCGGAGGAGCUGGGUCAGCCGGAUGAGGUUGAUUUACAGACUCAAUCAGUGCAAUGGAAUGAUAACUCUAAUGCACAAGUGGCAAAGCCAAAUCAAGUUCGCUGGUCGACUGAGGAAGCCAUUAAAUCAUCUCCAGAAAAAAACAUAACACGGCACUAA
Molecule: messenger RNA, 1014 nt
Organism: Drosophila innubila
Lineage: Eukaryota; Metazoa; Arthropoda; Insecta; Diptera; Drosophilidae
Exons: 1
Coding region: 1-1014 (337 amino acids)
Source: RefSeq, a predicted model, not a curated record